Aspergillus oryzae RIB40 is the source of this 456-nucleotide messenger RNA. Its product is annotated as mitochondrial 54S ribosomal protein uL6m. NCBI's taxonomy places the organism in Eukaryota, Fungi, Ascomycota, Eurotiomycetes, Eurotiales, Aspergillaceae. Gene Ontology annotation, biological process: translation. Gene Ontology annotation, molecular function: structural constituent of ribosome; rRNA binding. The record is from RefSeq and is a predicted model, not a curated record. The transcript has 2 exons. The coding region runs from base 1 to 456 and encodes 151 amino acids. Gene Ontology annotation, cellular component: mitochondrial large ribosomal subunit; ribosome.
AUGAAGGUCUUCGCAAAGCGACUCUCUCCGUUCAGGAUUCCUCAGUCGCGCAUCAGCGUGCUAUGUGGGUUUUAUGCCAUAGGAACCACUCGGGCACAUUUACAAAACUACAUCCUAGGAGUGUCGGAAGGCCACGUUUGCAUUCUCAGUCUGGUCGGUGUCGGUUACAGAGCUACUGUCGAAUCAACGGCAACCACCGUCGAACCUGAAUACCCCGGCCAGCAGUUUGUCUCCCUCAAGGUUGGAUACUCCCACCCGAUUGAGUUGGGUGUUCCACAGGGUGUCAAAGCAAGCACUCCGCAGCCGACGCGUAUUUUGCUGGAGGGUGUCAACAAGAACGUCGUGACGAAAUUUGCGGCCGAAAUCAGAGAAUGGCGCAAGCCUGAACCAUACAAGGGCAAGGGUAUUUUCAUCAACGGGGAGACAAUCAAAUUGAAGGCCAAGAAAAUCCGGUAG